Dreissena polymorpha is the source of this 577-nucleotide messenger RNA. RefSeq lists its product as uncharacterized. The record is from RefSeq and is a predicted model, not a curated record. Lineage: Eukaryota; Metazoa; Mollusca; Bivalvia; Myida; Dreissenidae. The transcript is spliced from 5 exons. The coding region runs from base 53 to 577 and encodes 174 amino acids.
AGUAACGUAUGUGUGUCGUUCAUGCAUAGACGCAGAGGCCCUGGACAACGAAAUGCCCGUCCUAGAGAUUAGCGCCACAGUUCCCCAGGUUGACGACGACGACGAUGCCGGUGACGAUCGCCCAAUGCCACUGCUAGAAGUGAGUGUCCCUAGUGAUGAGUCAGGUGAUCGCGACCCUUAUGCUGACCUGGUUGAUCCAUACGCAGAUGACACUGUAGUCGACAUGCACACGAAUCAUGACGAGGCCCGAGCAGCAGCGAAGACCGGCGUCUUCGUUCCUGCCCGCACCAUUGCCGAGAACGUUUUUACGGAAGAGUGUGGUGAGGAUGACGUUGUUCGGUCCCGAGUCAACCUGCUAAAGACAGCCGUGAACAACGCCCGCUCCCGUCUGCGUCCUAAAGAGCCAGACACUCUUGACCUCGAAGUUGACGCCGACUUCAUCAAUUCUGAUGAGUUCCUUGAGAAGGACAUCCAGUUCCAUGCACGGCGGCACUUCGUCUUCGCGACUGCAUAUCAGCUCGACAUCCUGCGUCAGGCGAAGAGAUGGUUCGUUGACGGGACAUUCAAGGUAAGUUAG